CGCUAGAUCAGCUCUUUUUCAUUUAUACAAAGGAACCGGCAAAAAGGAAACAAUCUUUUAAGGACAUUAAAAUCAGAAUCUUCAGCAGAACACCUCUCUCUGCCAACCUCAAUGAAACGAGGCAAAGAACUACUGAAAAGGAAUCGUGGCUUUGGUUGGAAUAAAAUCCUAGCGCUGGUGGUACAAGAUGAGUCGCUUUCUGGCUGUUCUGCGCAGUUGGCUCAUGAUGGUCUCAAUUAUCGCAGCAGGCAACACUCUGCAGAGCUUCAGGGACCACAGCUUCCUAAGUGACAAGCUAUACACAGGCAGACCAAGCCAGGUGAACGGUCUCCAAGCUCGGACAUUUGGAAUAUGGACCCUGCUUUCCUCAGUUAUCCGCUGUGUUUGUGCUAUAGAUAUUCACAACAAGACGCUUUACCACAUCACACUCUGGACCUUUGUUCUGGCUUUGGGACACUUCCUGUCUGAGGUUUGCAUCUAUCAUACGGCUGAGAUGACCAUUGGGGUGAUGGCUCCACUGAUGGUGUCUAGUUUCUCCAUCCUGGGAAUGCUCAUCGGAUUUCAGUAUCUAGAGGUUCUGCAAGAGCCGCCUGUCCCUCUGAACAAGAAAAGGAACUGAACCCUUCUGUAGUGGGGAUUGUUUCUGGAUAUCACAGCUUCUGCAGCUGGUCCGGUGUGGUGCUCUCUACACGUUCUCUUACCCUGAUAUCCUCCAUAAUUUGGCAGUAACCACUUUGGUUAAUAAAUAAUAAUUUUUACCUCCCCAUACUCCUUACACACAUUCCAGUGCAAAUUGUUAUUUGUUCACAAGUCUUUGGUGCCAACAUAUAAUACUGACUGAUGCUGUAGCACAUCCUCUCAAGCGUCCAGGAGCGGCGAUGGAACCUCGGUGGUGCUUGAAUUUGCCAAAGGUACAACCUGCACAAGACAAAUGGGGACAGUGUGCCAUUAACCUGUUGUCACACAGUGAUCUGCACCAAGCACCUACAAACCGUCUGAGUCACAUUGUGGGUAGUGAGGGAUGCACCUUGCAAUAAUGUAGGUCUCUAAAUACACAUUGUAUAAACUUUAUCAGCGUGUCUUAAACUCCCAUCUGUCUGGUGUACCAGAACAAAAACAUGUAAUCUAAUAAAACAUGUAAAAAAUC
Messenger RNA from Bombina bombina (fire-bellied toad), 1147 nucleotides. It is a transcript of the gene ERG28, whose product is annotated as ergosterol biosynthesis 28 homolog. The transcript is spliced from 6 exons. Gene Ontology annotation, molecular function: protein-macromolecule adaptor activity. The record is from RefSeq and is a predicted model, not a curated record. Gene Ontology annotation, cellular component: endoplasmic reticulum; membrane. Bases 188 to 619 code for a protein of 143 amino acids. NCBI's taxonomy places the organism in Eukaryota, Metazoa, Chordata, Amphibia, Anura, Bombinatoridae.